AUGUCUACCGCCGCCCCCAAGAUCAAGCUGUACACUAACCACGGCUGCCCCUGGGCUCACCGUGCACACAUCGCCCUCGCCGAGCUCGGCCUCCCUUUCGAAGAAGAGAUCAUCGACCUCUCUGUGCCCCGCACGCAGGAGUACCUUAAGAUUAACCCGCGCGGCCUGGUUCCGUCGCUCAUAUACGACGGCGAGAUUAUCACCGAGUCUGCCAUCGUCAGCCAGUUCCUCGCCGACGCGCACCCCUCGCACCUCCUUCCGGCCGCGGGCUCCAAGGACGCCGCCCUCCGCCGGGCGCGCAUCAACUUUUUCGUCGAUACGUACUUUAGCAAGGCCAAUUCGCUGCUGUUCAAGAUCCAGCUCGCCAAGUCCGAUGCUGAGGCGCAAGAGAUCGCGUCGAGCUAUGUUGAUAUCAUUGCAAAGGAAGUUGAGCCGCUGUUGAAGGACGCCGCGCCGUACUUCGGCGGGAGCGACAAGCCUACUCUGGCCGAGGUACUCAGCGGCUCCUUCACCCUGAGACUUUUCUCCUUCGCCAAGUAUGACCUCAUUCCGAAGAGCAUCCUUAGCUCCUUGGAGCAGAAGGCCCCUAGCUUUUACAAGUGGGCACAGACGGUCAACAACACGCCUAGCGUGAACGGCAUCUACGAGGAGGAGACGGUCGUCGAGCGGACGAAGCACAGGAUUGCUGGCCUUAAGGCCUCUCAAGCUUGA
This is a messenger RNA of Colletotrichum spaethianum, 711 nucleotides long. Its product is annotated as glutathione S-transferase. The record is from RefSeq and is a predicted model, not a curated record. NCBI's taxonomy places the organism in Eukaryota, Fungi, Ascomycota, Sordariomycetes, Glomerellales, Glomerellaceae. The coding region runs from base 1 to 711 and encodes 236 amino acids. Gene Ontology annotation, cellular component: cytoplasm. The transcript is spliced from 3 exons.